Bradysia coprophila is the source of this 1561-nucleotide messenger RNA. RefSeq names its product Vacuolar H[+] ATPase AC45 accessory subunit (gene VhaAC45). Gene Ontology annotation, molecular function: ATPase activator activity. The record is from RefSeq and is a predicted model, not a curated record. Gene Ontology annotation, cellular component: proton-transporting V-type ATPase complex. Lineage: Eukaryota; Metazoa; Arthropoda; Insecta; Diptera; Sciaridae.
ACAACGACAAAACCAAAUUGACAUUAAUUUUAUCGAAUCAGAUGACAAACCCGUGACUGCUUCUUAAAGAAAUUUUUUACAUUUUUUUCGUUUCUUUAUUGGUCAGUCUUAUUUUUUCAUUUGUGCUGAUCAUUUCAUCAAAAUGAUAAAAUUAAGUGUGGUGUGCUGUGUCCUGUUUUUCGGUGGACUUACCAUUGCUGAUAAUGUUCCUGCUUUAAUUUGGGGCCCAUUCGAUCAUUACACACCAGCCCUAGCAUUGAAAUCAUAUAAUGGGGACGAAUUUAUCGAUGUCCUGAGUGAGCACACAACGCCUGACGCAUUUACUCUUGUCAUUGCCGAAGAUCAGCUAUCAACUGAAGACCUUUCCCAAUGCAGAACUACAAUUGGCAAUACUUGCUUCCCAGGAAUUCAACAGCAGAAAAGUAAACUUUAUCUUCCCAACGUUGAGAACCCUGUUCCAGUUAUGGAAGGUUUUGCUGGAUCGGAAAGGAUUGAGGCCUACCUUUUACCGAACGGUGCAUUAAGCGAGCCGCUUAACACCGAUGAAGGUGGAAAGUUUGUUUUUAUCAACUUCCCAGAUGAAGCUACCGACGAAACGAAAGCUUCUAAAUUAUCGCGACACGAUCAACUCAUUUCGAAGCUUUCUGCGGAUCUAGCAGCACAGAAUAUAAAUUAUGUCAUAAUUUACACCGGAAAACGUUCUGAACAUCAGAAACGUGUCGUUCGUCAAGCAGUAAGUCCAGCACCAGCAGCCUCGUCUACUACAUCGGCAACAACAUCUGCAACAACUACAACAACAGCUGCAACCUCUACAACGGUUCGACCAAAACAAACAGCCGCUGACGGAAUAUUUUGGAAACGCGAGCGUCUAUUAAUGUACUACCUCGGCUUGCAACAGGUAGCUCAAGACGGAACCGCCACAAACAUAGACGUCGGAAACAUAACAGUAGGCGAGUUAACUGCAGGUAGAAUUGGAGUUUCAAUGGUUGCUGGUACCAAUACAUUUGCAUUCAACAUUAGCGGCGACAGUGGUUACUGGUGGGUUCAUGAUUUCACAUGGAACGAUCAGGCAAUACUGUCAAAUACUCGUAUAGCUGCAGUGGAUACGUUUUCAUUCCAUUGUUCACCAUCAAUUGAUAUAGGCACACUGAACAAAGCCACUUUGAUUCGUUGGACGGGUCUGCAGAUUCAGCCAGAAUUCGGCACUGUUGCAGAACAAGCCUUCGACUCGUUUGGCGACUCCUGGGACUGCGUAGGUUUCGUCAGUCCCGGUAUUGUAGGCGGAUUAUUCGUCGUCAUUAUGCUUCUGUUCAUUUUGUCCAUCGGCAUAUCGUGGAUGAUGGACAUAAACACGAUGGAUCGCUUUGAUGAUCCGAAAGGGAAGACAAUUACUAUCAGCGUUAAUGAGUAAUUUCGUCCGGAAGUAUGCAAAUAUAAAGUGCGCACAAGUAUUUCACAUAUACGCGGCCUUAUGAUCCAAACGGUUUUACUUUCGAUUGAAUCGUGUUGUAGGAAAUUAAAUAUUGUUCAGUAAAUAAAUUGAAAUUUUAGACAGAAAAGG